CUGAAAAAGUUGAGAUGUGCUAGUGAAGAUAGAGCUCCUCAAUACUCUUAACGGAACAGUCGAAACUGAAACCGCCGCAGCCUUCUAAGGUCGCACAACAUUAAAUUUUUUGUUUUUAAUUAUUACGGGUCUAGUAAUAAAAUGUAUACUGUUUCUAAUAGUUCAAAUAGACCUUUUAAACUUCUUGCAAAUACUCGUAGAGGCAUCUCACAAAAAGUUGAACCACUUGAGUCUGCAAGUAGUAAUCGUGAAUCUACGAAAUGUGGUCCUCAACCAGAAAUCAGUUUACCUAAACCUGUAUUUAAUCACCAAGCCAAUGGAAGAAGAACACAAACUUCAAAAAAUCAUCAAGCAUCAGAAAAUUAUCCUCCACAUUAUGAAGAAUUAAUUAAAUAUGUUAGUGAUUCUUGGGAUAGUGUUCAAGAAGAAUAUGAGUGCUCUAAACAAUCAACUGAUAACAGAGUGCCUAGGGUUGUUUAUUACCAAGACAAUAGUACAAAUUCACAUCUAGCUAAUUUUGAACCAUUUGACCUGGAGUCAUUCUGGGGUGAAAGAUUUCUUCAGAAUAUACAACAGUCUACAUAAUUAGAAUGCUAUGUAGAAAAUUCAGACAAAUUUAGUGAGAUAGUGAAAUUAACUAAUAGAGAAUAGUAAGAUGGGAGUGCUUCUUUUUUAUUUAGCAUUCCAUUCAUCCUAAACCCGAAUAAACUAUGGAUUCAUUUUCUUCACAUUAUUUUAGCCCUUUGAACAAGAAGUAUUUUAUAUUAAAUCAAACAUGACUCAUUAAAAAAGGCGCUUUACAUUAUUUCUUUUUAUUUAUAAUUUUACAUUUUGUGCAAUCGUUUGACAGCAUAGAAAUUUCUGAUCUGUGAUCUUUCUGUAAAAUAUAUGAAUUCAUCAAUCUCAGCAAUAAAACAGUUUUGUUUAAAAAAAA
Messenger RNA from Parasteatoda tepidariorum (common house spider), 934 nucleotides. Its product is annotated as MAPK regulated corepressor interacting protein 2. Lineage: Eukaryota; Metazoa; Arthropoda; Arachnida; Araneae; Theridiidae. The record is from RefSeq and is a predicted model, not a curated record.